CGUUGGCUUCCGUCCCUCGACGACAUCGGCGAGCCAUGGCGAAGAUCUCGCCUUUCACCGCCGUUGGGAUUCCUCUUCCCUUCGUAGUGCUCCUCCCAUUCUUCUUCUUCUCCGCCUCCCCCUAUGCGGGCGGCGAAUCCACCACGAUCGGCGACCUCCUCCGGGACCAUGGCCUCCCGGUCGGGCUCCUCCCCAAGGCCGUCUAUUCCUUCGCCCACGACCCUUCCUCCGGCCUCCUCGAGGUGCGGAUAGGACGCCUCUGUUACGUGAGGUACGGGGACGGGCUUUCGUUCUUCGAUCGCGAGGUGCGUGGCAACCUUAGCUACGGCGCGAUCCGGGGGGUCGAGGGGUGGUCGCAGGAGGAGCUCUUCUUAUGGCUCCCCGUCAAGGGGAUCGUCGUCUCCGAUCCGGAAUCGGGCGUCAUUCUCUUCGACAUCGGCCUCGCUCGCAAGCGCCUGCCUAUCUCCUCGUUCGAGGACCCGCCGGAUUGCCUCCCCGGAGGGGAGGAAGGGGAAGCGGCGGACGACAUAGAACUCUUUGGCAAUGGCAGGAAAGGCUUUGGGCAGCAGAGAUAGUUAUUAAUGAGCAGCGAUCCAAAACAAUUUUCCAGAUCUUCCUCAUCAUCCUUGUUCAUGUCAUCUCUCCAUGUAAUGAAACUCAUGGCAUGUUCUAAAUGGGAAGUGUCUUAUGAUUACUUAGCUUGUACUGUAUUAACUUCUUUGUUUUUGUCUCAUAUUUGCACAUAGGCCAAACAUAAUAAGAGAAACUUCAGUGGU
Zingiber officinale is the source of this 776-nucleotide messenger RNA. RefSeq lists its product as uncharacterized. The coding region runs from base 36 to 575 and encodes 179 amino acids. NCBI's taxonomy places the organism in Eukaryota, Viridiplantae, Streptophyta, Magnoliopsida, Zingiberales, Zingiberaceae. The record is from RefSeq and is a predicted model, not a curated record. The transcript is spliced from 2 exons.